This is a messenger RNA of Gossypium raimondii (Peruvian cotton), 1526 nucleotides long. Its product is annotated as WAT1-related protein At4g19185. The record is from RefSeq and is a predicted model, not a curated record. Gene Ontology annotation, cellular component: plasma membrane. Gene Ontology annotation, molecular function: transmembrane transporter activity. Lineage: Eukaryota; Viridiplantae; Streptophyta; Magnoliopsida; Malvales; Malvaceae. The transcript is spliced from 7 exons. Bases 244 to 1416 code for a protein of 390 amino acids.
UGGACAAAAAAAAAAAAAAAACAGGCGGCAAACCAAGCUCCAAGGGUAGCAUUAGUUUAUACAAAAAGAUUUUGUUUCUUUUCAGACACCCUUAUGUUUUACUACCUAACAGGAACCAAAAACCCAGUCAUAUACUGACGUAGUUAUACAGCUUUCCCACUUUCAUAAUCCAACUCACCGGAAUUCCUGAUUUAAUUAUCCCUUUGCUGUGUGUUUGGAGUGAGAAGGAAGGAUAAGGCAGGAAUGAAUGGAGGGUUCGAGAGAGAAGCAUGGAAAGCUCAUGCUUCCAUGGCUUUGGUUCAACUCUUCAAUGGAGGCUAUCAUGUAAUUACCAAAGUAGCUCUCAAUGUUGGCGUCAACCAGCUUGUCUUCUGCGUCUUCCGUGAUCUUCUUGCUCUCUCCCUUCUUGCCCCCGUCGCCUAUGUUCGUGAAAAAAGGAUUCGACCUCCUAUGACUAAACGCCUCCUACUAACAUUCUUCUUCCUUGGGUUAACUGGGAUAUUUGGGAACCAGCUUUUAUUUCUCAUUGGUCUAAGCUACACAAAUCCAACUUAUGCUGCUGCCAUUCAACCUGCAAUUCCAGUCUUUACAUUUCUCUUAGCCGUAAUGAUGCGUACAGAAAGAGUGAAUUUGCUCAAAACUGAAGGUCAAGCAAAGGUUGGAGGUACCCUAAUCUGUGUUUCUGGUGCAAUAUUAAUGGUUCUGUUUCGUGGUCCAGCUUUGCUUGGACAGUCGAAUGGAGACUUUGCCGUGCAAAAUGACAUAAGUGCCAGGGGUCAACCAGAGCCUGCUGGAUGGCUUAUGACUAGUUUUCUCGAGUUUGGACUUGACCCUUGGCAUAUUGGAGUUAUAUGCUUGAUAGGGAACUGUAUAUGCAUGGCUGCUUUCCUGGCCAUUCAGGCUCCAGUUUUAGCCAAGUAUCCUGCCAAUAUUUCUGUCACCGCGCUUUCCUAUUUUUUUGGCGCUAUAUUGAUGGUAGCAAUAGCAUUUUUUUUCACCAAUGAGUCAACAGAUUGGAAUCUGACACGGUCUGAGAUUUUUGCUGUUGUGUAUGCUGGAGUUGUAGCAUCAGCUCUUAACUACGGGCUCCUGACGUGGUCGAAUAAGAUCUUGGGGCCUGCUUUAGUUGCUCUCUAUAAUCCACUUCAACCUGCAGCAUCAGCCUUUCUGUCGAGAAUUUUCCUCGGAAGUUCGAUUUAUUUGGGAAGUGUUAUUGGGGGAUUUCUAAUAAUUGCCGGUCUGUAUACGGUCACUUGGGCAUCCUACAGAGAAAGAUGCGCAGAAGGAAUGAUGCCUCAGAAUGUUCGGUCCUCCGAACCUCUCAUUCACAAAGAUGAAUCAAUUAACAAGAACCCGUACCAGAGAGCACGCGUUUUCUCCGAACCAUCUGUUUUAUCACCUAAAUCCAGUGAUUAACUCUGUAAUGAAAUGUGAUGUAAAGUUGUAUGAUUCUCUUUUCCUCAGGUACAUGGCAAAAGUGAGAUUCAUUAAAUACAUGUUCAACAUGCAACUUAAGCUUACUCCUA